Penicillium manginii is the source of this 1605-nucleotide messenger RNA. Its product is annotated as putative MFS multidrug transporter. Lineage: Eukaryota; Fungi; Ascomycota; Eurotiomycetes; Eurotiales; Aspergillaceae. Gene Ontology annotation, molecular function: basic amino acid transmembrane transporter activity. The transcript has 6 exons. The record is from RefSeq and is a predicted model, not a curated record. Gene Ontology annotation, cellular component: fungal-type vacuole membrane. The coding region runs from base 1 to 1605 and encodes 534 amino acids. Gene Ontology annotation, biological process: basic amino acid transport; transmembrane transport.
AUGGCAGACAUAGAAACUUCCCCAUCAGAGCAAACACCGCUCAUCAGAUCUUCGAGCCAUGACCCUAAACAUGGCUCCGAAUCGGGUGUCAAGUUUCGAAGAGGGUUGAGCAUCAUUGUUCUGAUGGGCUUCCUCAUAUUUAUCCAUGCUACCAACAUGUCGAUGAUGACUACCGCACAGUCCGAGAUUGCAGCAGACUUGGAUGCCUUUGCAGAAGUGACCUGGUUCACUUCGGCCUAUAUCAUUGCUGCAUCCAGUGUGACUCCAUUGACAGGGCGGCUUUUGGAAAUUUUCACACCGCGCCUUUACGUGAUUUUCUCAAGUAUACUUCUCUCAGUUGGUCUUUUUAUUACGGCUGCAGCACCCUCGUUAUCCAUCUUUCUUAUUGGGAGAGUUGUCUCUGGCUGUGGCGGCGCCGGGUUAAUGAGCACAUCUAUCAUUCUAGCGCUAGAUCUUUCUAGUCCGAAACGACGUGGAUUGUGUAUUGGGCUCAUUAAUUGUGGACUCACUACGGGUGUUGCUACAGGCGCUGUUCUAGCAGGCCUGCUAACACCUACUUUAGGAUGGAGGCUCAUCUUUUGGGUACAAGCCCCAGCAGCAUUGGUCCUGGGACCUCUACUUUUCUUGGCCAUUCCUUCUGCCGGAGAUAAUAGCCCAUUGGAAGUCCGGGUAUUGCUUCAUAAACUUGCGAGAGUCGACUAUGCAGGUGCUCUGACAUUGACCCUGUCGGUAGUUUCGCUGCUCUUCAGUCUCGCGUCACCGGAGAUCCUGCUCUGGCCAAUUCCAUUGGCAUUAAUCUUCUUUGCCAUCUUCAUUUGGGUUGAGACGCGUGCUCGAGAACCAGUCAUCCCCAUCAAACUGUUGCAAAGUCGCAGUGUUUUGUUGACAUGUAUCGCUGGUCUCGGUCUGAUGAUGGCGCGUUGGGCGGUGCUCUUCUACACACCAACGUAUGCCAUGGCAGUCCGGGGCUGGUCUCCUGCAUCUGCAGGGCUUAUUCUGGUCCCCACAAAUACUGGGUUUGGGACGGGUGGAUUGUUGGUGGGAUGGCUGCACAUUCGUAAAGCUGGGAGUUAUUAUAAAUCCUGUUUGGUUAUUUUUGUGCUUUUCACCUUAGCCACCGCGGCGCUAUCCGUUCUCUCGACACCAGAAUCACAUACUGCUGUGUAUGUGAUUACAACCUUCUUCAAUGGACUCUGUGCGGGGGCUUUAAUGAACUAUACCUUGUCGCAUGUGCUGUAUCUCACCGGCAGUGAGUUACACUAUAUUGUCAGCGCCCUGAUAGCCAUGUCGCGAGGAUUUGCCGCGAGUUUUGGAUCUGCCAUUGGAGGAGGAUUUUUCACGCGCAUCCUCAAGUCGUCGUUGGAAACAGGAUUCGCCGAGCGUGGAUUGCCACCUCGGCCGGAACUUGUGCGUACACUUCUUGGAAGUCCGGCCACCGUCACUCGUCUGGUGGGUAUGGAGCGGUUUGUUGCUAUCGAGAGCUAUGAACAUGCAAUCCGAAUGCUCUUUCUCGCAGGGAGCUUUGUCGCCCUGGUGGCCACUGCAUUUCAGGCGGGUACUGGAUGGAGUCCCGAAUGGGAAGAUCCAGAAGAAUUGGAUGAAUAG